AGAACGCCGGCCCCGAUUGAUUACGCUCACGCAAGCUGCGCGUUCAAGGCCACUUCAAAAGUGCCCUAGCGCUUAUCCAGACGGUUUGGCCCUGCUGUUUUGCUUUGCGCAUGCACUCUUGCCACUCGCUCCCUGGAGCCCAGGUAGAAGAUCCGAGGCGCGCGCCUACGGCCCUCGCAUCGACAGCUUACUGCGCUAGCACUGCUACCUUCCGCCCGUAUGCCCCUGUCGCUACUGCUGAAGCGACUUCCCCGCUUCUAUCCAUCCGAGCAGUUGUUUGCAAGGCAUGCAGCUCAAUCGCGCCCGACCUGGGCGCCUACGCGGGGCCUUCGAAUCGGGCUGCAUGGCUGCAUGGGGCCGCGCGCGAUGGUCCUUAGCGCCCCGAUGCACUACUUAAGCAGGCCCCGCCCAGAGCUUGGCUUAAGCCUAAAGCUUCUUACUCCCAACAACACUCCACAAACACAAGUACCGUUGGUACGCAGGUCAUUAAGCCUCGCGUCACCCCCGGUUAGCAGACUCCCCUUUCGCUCCCCUUCUCUUCUCCGUAUCCAGUCCCUUCGCAACCAUGCGUGAGGUCAUCUCCAUCCACAUCGGCCAGGCCGGUAUCCAGGUGGGCAAUGCCUGCUGGGAGCUUUACUGCCUGGAGCACGGCAUCCAGCCUGAUGGCCAGAUGCCCUCCGACAAGACCAUUGGCGGUGGCGACGAUGCCUUCAACACCUUCUUCUCGGAGACCGGUGCCGGCAAGCACGUGCCCCGUUGCAUCUUCCUGGACCUGGAGCCCACCGUGGUGGAUGAGGUCCGCACCGGCACCUACCGCCAGCUGUUCCACCCCGAGCAGCUGAUCUCCGGCAAGGAGGAUGCCGCCAACAACUUCGCCCGCGGCCACUACACCAUCGGCAAGGAGAUUGUCGACCUGGCCCUGGACCGCAUCCGCAAGCUGGCCGACAACUGCACCGGUCUGCAGGGCUUCCUGGUGUUCAACGCCGUCGGCGGUGGCACCGGCUCCGGCCUGGGCUCCCUGCUGCUGGAGCGCCUGUCGGUGGACUACGGCAAGAAGUCCAAGCUGGGCUUCACCGUCUACCCCUCGCCCCAGGUGUCGACCGCCGUCGUCGAGCCCUACAACUCGGUGCUGUCCACCCACUCCCUGCUGGAGCACACCGAUGUCGCCGUGAUGCUCGACAACGAGGCCAUCUACGACAUCUGCCGCCGCUCCCUGGACAUUGAGCGCCCCACCUACACCAACCUGAACCGCCUGAUCGCCCAGGUCAUCUCGUCGCUGACCGCCUCGCUGCGCUUCGACGGUGCCCUGAACGUGGAUAUCACCGAGUUCCAGACCAACCUGGUGCCCUACCCCCGCAUCCACUUCAUGCUCAGCUCGUACGCGCCCAUCAUCUCGGCUGAGAAGGCGUACCACGAGCAGCUGUCGGUGGCCGAGAUCACCAACGCCGCCUUCGAGCCCGCCAGCAUGAUGGUCAAGUGCGACCCCCGCCACGGCAAGUACAUGGCCUGCUGCCUGAUGUACCGCGGUGACGUGGUGCCCAAGGACGUCAACGCCUCGGUGGCCACCAUCAAGACCAAGCGCACCAUCCAGUUCGUCGACUGGUGCCCCACCGGCUUCAAGUGCGGCAUCAACUACCAGCCCCCCACCGUCGUGCCCGGCGGUGACCUGGCCAAGGUGCAGCGCGCCGUGUGCAUGAUCUCCAACAGCACUGCCAUCGGCGAGAUCUUCAGCCGCCUGGACCACAAGUUCGACCUGAUGUACGCCAAGCGUGCCUUCGUGCACUGGUACGUCGGUGAGGGCAUGGAGGAGGGUGAGUUCUCCGAGGCCCGUGAGGACCUGGCUGCCCUGGAGAAGGACUUCGAGGAGGUCGGUGCCGAGUCCGCCGAGGGCGCCGGCGAGGGCGAGGGUGAGGAGUACUAGAGUAUUCCCGCACUCCAACCCACGAGCUAGCAUGUGAGCGUGUCCUGUGCGGCGUGAUCUGAGGCUUCGUUGGAAAAGCGUAGCGUUGUGGCUGUACUUAUGCUAGCUUGGUCAAAUGAUGAUGACGACUGCAAGUGACACUCAUGGGUCGUGAACAUCCACGAACGUGCCUCUAUUGGCUUGCUGUAAAGGAUGAGAAGAAAGCCAGGGACGUGUCUUGUCAGGGCUGGGGCGGGGACUUGGGUUGGAAGGGCACUGCAGCAGCACAGUUCGGAUUCGGGCACAGCAGCAAGGGUGUGAGAGUCAACAGCAGUGGGCCAGCCUCGUUCGGUAUUGUAUGGCCUGGGAUGGUCUAAUGGAGUAACGCCGGGGCCGGCCGGGCGGAACGCAUCUGGAGGCGCUGAGGUGCGCGGAGGGCCGGAGGCACGCAACAUAUGGCAUGUUCAGAUGCCGCCACACAAGACAUGUUGCACGCAUGCCCCGGUUCACCGCCAUGUGGCAUCGUGCGGCUUAUACUGUGGGUGUGCGGCACAUGUUCAUGUAGGAAGCUCGUACGUGUCCCCAGAGUCGCAGCGCCUGCACUCCCGUUAGGCUCCACUGGUCCCGCUGUGCUGCGUGCAGUGUGCGGAUUGGUAACACGCGGGUCGUAUCUUGUUUUUGGGGUAAUGUCUAGCUCCAGACAAAAACGGCCGGGUGGCCGCCGUCUUUUGUCUGGGCACAUGGCGGUUUGAGGGCUUCUCCAUAGGAACUCGGACAAAACCCG
Messenger RNA from Chlamydomonas reinhardtii, 2684 nucleotides. RefSeq lists its product as uncharacterized. Lineage: Eukaryota; Viridiplantae; Chlorophyta; Chlorophyceae; Chlamydomonadales; Chlamydomonadaceae. The record is from RefSeq and is a predicted model, not a curated record. Bases 566 to 1921 code for a protein of 451 amino acids. The transcript has 4 exons. Gene Ontology annotation, cellular component: microtubule; cytoplasm. Gene Ontology annotation, molecular function: structural constituent of cytoskeleton; GTP binding. Gene Ontology annotation, biological process: mitotic cell cycle; microtubule cytoskeleton organization.